Messenger RNA from Saccostrea echinata, 1288 nucleotides. RefSeq lists its product as uncharacterized. Lineage: Eukaryota; Metazoa; Mollusca; Bivalvia; Ostreida; Ostreidae. The record is from RefSeq and is a predicted model, not a curated record. Bases 149 to 1288 code for a protein of 379 amino acids. The transcript is spliced from 3 exons.
UUUCACAUUAAUCUUCAAGAGUAAUUCCACCGUUAAUUUUUGUUUUAUUAUGUAUUUAUUAUUUUUUUUAUUUUACUUUAUAGGAGACGGUGGGCGAUGACUUCUCCCAAGAGUAUCCAUUUUCUAAAAUGUAACUAAUUGUCUGAAAAUGGCAACAAAGAUAUCUAAACCGGCUUCCCGUCGGCAGCAGGGGAACUCUCACUGGAGCUCGUCUAUCUCAAAAUCUGAUGGAGAUUUGCACACAAAGGCAAAGCAGAAUAUCCCAGAUUGGCAAAAGCGACGUCCUUUGACAUUAACACUAGAUAAAAAUGUCUUUGACGAAUUACCAAUUUCAGAGGAAAGCCUUUCAGAUAUAACGAUGUGUUCAUAUCAACCUAGGACAAACACACCACUGGACUUUUAUUCCGUGUACGAGUCAGAGAGUGAAGUGAAGAAAGCCAGACGUAUAACAAGUGGACACCAGAGAUCUGUGACCCCCUUAAGGUCUGGGAGUGCCUUGUCCAGAAGAAAGGAUGUCGAUUUAUCACUUGGAGGAAGACAGGAGACAUAUUACAAUCAAAUGAAGAGAGUUUAUGACGUCGAUAACAUAAGAAAAAAGCGCCAAAAUGAGUUUUCACACAUGUAUGUGUCAUUCAGGACAAGCUAUGCUCAGGAAAAACUCAAACAGCAACGUGAGGCAGAAAGGAUUAGGAUAGACAACGAGAACAAGAUUCUUAAAGAAUUGAAAAGAAAAAGAACGGAGUUUCAAAGAGAAAAGGAAUGGCGAGUACGCAGUCAGUAUGUUACAUGGAAACUUUUGGAACAUGAGCGAAUGGAUCGGGAAUUAUAUGGUCUUCCACUGAAUGUUCAAGCAGAUUUUUACCUCAAAACACGUAAACCAAGAAAAAUAAAACCGAUGAAAGAUGUCGUCCGUAAGGAGACUCCAUUCUACCAAAAAGCGUCUGAACGACAUAUAAAGCGUAUGUUUGGAACAACUGUGACGUAUCCUACAAUUGAUCCAAAGUUAAAGCCUCCAGCUUUUGGAAGGAAAAACAGUAGUCUACAGAAAGAUUUUGACUUGGAAAAAAUCUGCGAAAAUUACUUGAAGGACCUGGAUUGGACAAAGAAGAAAUCUCUUAAAACCCAAGCCAAAGAAAACCGAAUUUUGCUUUCUGGUGAAAAUCGGGUCCUUCCUGUUGGUAAUAAUUUGAGCCAAGGGUCACGUUUAAUGGAUCGCCAUUCACGAGGGAGGCAACAAAACAUACAAAGUGUCAGUGGUCAGAAGGAAAAAAGAACUAAGGUUACUUAA